Molecule: messenger RNA, 4455 nt
Organism: Porites evermanni
Lineage: Eukaryota; Metazoa; Cnidaria; Anthozoa; Scleractinia; Poritidae
Source: the annotation of a GenBank genome assembly
AUGUCGGUUUAUAAGCUGUAUUACUUUAAUGUCCGUGGUAGAGGUGAAAUUUGCCGACUUGCCUUUGCAGCGGCGAAUAUUGAAUAUGAAGACAUUCGGUUAGAUAGCGAAGACUGGGUCAAGGAGAAGGAAUGUAAGUGAAAAAUUCUCGUGACCUCUGAUUUGACGGACUUUUGUAUAUAUAUAUAUAUGUGUUAUUGUUAUUAUCGCUACAGUGUAUUUAAAAAAUUUUAGGUAAUUUAUUUGGUUCUGUAUUGUAAAAAGACUGGCCACGUACUCCGUAUCUCCAGUCCGAACCCAGUCUUACGUAAAAAAUCACUACUUUUAUUAAUCGAAUUUAACAGUUCUUGUUGUCUGAAAGAUCGAGACAUUAUCAGUAGUAAGUAGUCCUUCUAUCAUCGCAAAAAUAUUGUAAUUCUGGGAGUAGUGAAAUGAAAAGCCAAAGAAGCUAUCGAGGGCCAGGCGACUUACUAUGGUGAACUGAAAUGAAAAACGUCUUGUAAAAUAAUGUCGCUUUCGCCCAAAGCUUUAUUACCAUUCUAGUACUUUAGCAAAACCCUUCUAAAUUUUAAAAAAAUGUGUGAAUAAGUGAGCUGUACGAUCACACAAAACUGGUUCAAAGUGGUUAAGAGCACAGGGUACCCACUCAAGCUUCCAAAGUAAACGGGACAACCUCCUUACUACCUUUCCUAACGACCUAUGCGCUGUAGUCAACGGGAUCUGGGCAUUCAAAGACCAUUUCGUAAGAAAGCUCCAUUAAAUUGCUUAAUAACGCGUUUGAAAGCGACCUGGGCUUCGACUAGAAAUACGUAAAUCGUAGGACCUCGCGAACGACUUGGGGGAAACAGCAAGUUAAGUAAAGCCGAGAAGAAAAUUUGUCAAUCAAAAAUUGUGAGCUAUAUAUAGAAACAUAUCAAAACUGUUAUACCUAAAAUGAAAACUAAACGAAAAGAAAAGAAGAAAAAGAAGAAAAGAAAGGAAGCGAAGAGAAGAAGGUACUGACUAGUUUCGAAUUCGGAUUAAAUUCGUUUGUAGUCAUUUUACUCGUUUAAUUCUUUGUUCAAUUUUCUUUUUUGGUAAAACAGCUGGUAGACCUCCCCUUGGUCAAAUUCCAUUUAUUAUAACUCCUGAAGGAAAAAUCCUUGGACAAUCUAACGCAAUUGCGAAGUUCAUCUGCAAACAAGGAGGUAAGUGCUGGUCAACAUGCCAUCCCCUGGAGAGCAUACAAUAAGGCCAUCAGAAAUUUUGCGAAAAGCAGAGUUUAUAAAUGUUUCCUUCCGUUUUUCUUGACCAUAUGCAAGGUAUUCGACAAUUUAUAAAUAAAUAAUUAGGGUCGUUUAAAAGGAGGUGGGGAGCCCCAGAUAGGUGAGGUAACAUGUGGUGGGUCACCCCACCUAUCAUGUAAACGUGAUCAAAUUAAAAUGAGAGAUGAUAUGGACAGGCGGGUUACUCCUCCAAACCGCGUUAUCUCACCUACCUGGGGUCCCCCACCUCCAUGUAAACAGGCCCUUAGACAAUGACUCUAAUUGCUUCAAACAGCAGCGCGUGUGCGUGAAAAAUGCGAUAUAUGCUUGGUUGUUAAGUUGAUCGUUAUUAACACAAAAGUGUUUUUGUGAAGAUUCCUUGGGUAUGUUUUCACUUAGGUCUAAGUCCAAGUGAUAGUUUUGACGAGGCCAUUGCCGACAUGAUAAAUGAUGGUGUUGAAGAUGUUGUUGCUAACAUCAUCGAGGCUUUCAUGGAAAAAGAUGAAGAUAAAAAGGUCAGAUUUUGAGUUAUGAAAAAUGUAAGGAGUUAUAUGCUAUUUCAUUUGUUUGAAGGUUCGUUUGUUCAACCGUUUGUUCUUUCACUCAUUCAAUCUACCCAUUAAACAUUCAUUCAAUGCAUUCAAUCCGAUUACAAAAAGGUCGUUUCAGACGUUCUUUUUUUCUUUUGUGUAAUAGGUGAAGUUGCAGAAAGAUUUUUUUGAAAACAUUUUUCCUGCCAAACUCCGCAAUUUUGAGUCUCUUUUGAAAGAAAGAAAUGAAGGCAAAGGCUUUUUCCUGGGAGACGAGGUAAGUGUAAGAUGAACAUCCGUCUUUCAUAAAGAGGACUACAGUCCUCGAGUUUGCUCAAGGUGACUCGAAACUUUUUAUUCGCGUGCGGUUGGUUACGUUUUGGACUCGAAAGCUCUAGCCAGAGAGAGAGGGGAGACGGGGAGGGGGGAGGUGCGGUUCAUGUAGGCUAAGACGGAACGGGAGGGGGAGAGGGAAAGAAAAGCGGAAAAGGGGACCCCGAUUCAGCUCUCCCUUGCACUUACCUUCAGACGCCUGCCACACACACUGUACUUGUAAUAUUAUGAUAAUAAAUGUCUUGUCUUGUCUUGUCUUGAGCCAGCUCCAGCAACAACGAGUUCUCCGAUUUCUAUGAGUUUUGGUCAUCCUAGUAAAAUGAAGAACAGUGGAACUUACAAAAACUAUUAUUCAAUAACACUUUGACAAAAAAGUGAAAUCUUACCACAUAUUUCCCUAUUUUCACAAAAUAACCUUUAGUGCCCUCAAGCUUUGUAUUUGCAAUCGAGUUUGAAGGCGAUCGUGACCAUACAACUCGCUUCACAAAUUGCUGAGGUUUUCUUUCUUUAAAUGCCACGCUAACAUAAAAUUGAUAUAGCAUCUACGGAAAACUCUCACCAGUUCAGUUUUUGCAACGAAGGUUUCCUUUGUGAGGAGAAAUAAUGCCGCCAAUUCUAGUACAUCUUACCAUCCACUUUAUAGCUGCAAUGAAAGCCUUGUGUUUGAUAAUAUAUAAUUUAAGAGAAUACAUUUCUGGUAACUAGCUUUCACACUCUCACAAGCUAUCUUUGACAUCUCUAAAGGCAUUGUCGCAAAGUUAACAUGUGGAUAAAAUUGUAACAAUUAUUCGCCGAAGUGGAGGUGGCUAGGCUACUAUUUACCGAACUGCGAAGCAGUGAGGUAAAUAUCCACGACUAGCCACCGACACUGAGGUGAAUAAUUGUUUUAGUACAUACUAAAACACUGAGAUAAUUGAGCACAAAAAUGAUGAUUUUUAACUCAAAUACUGUUGCCAACGAUUACAAUUUUGGCGCGUAAUGACCGGGCGGCCGGGACCGCCGCUUUUAAGUUCUUGCGGACAAUUAAAACUUUUGAAGGCAUUUGUUUAGCUCUUGCAGGGAAAUUUCUUCAAAAGAAGUUGUGAAUUCUUUUUGUAUUUAAACUCAUUCUAUAAAAAAAAGAAUAUUAAAUUUAGUUUUAAGCUUAUUUAUGAAUAACUCAACUAAAUAAAGUAACACAAGACUUAAACGUAAUUUGCAUUUGUAAACAAGAAACUUUUUCACCGGUUUUAUCGAUAAAUUCGUGUCAAAAAGACAAAGCUUUACCUGUUAAAACUUCCAAUUCGAACUUCGUCACCUUCUUCGUGUAUUUCGGAAACAGCUUGCUUAAUUAGUUGUGAAAUUUCUUUGUUUGUUUACGGCAGAAACCGGGAAGACAUGUUGCUCGCAACUUACGCGAGGUUAGCGUCGGUCGCUCGGAGGAACUGGAGGUGAAAUCAGUGAAUAGUGCAGGGUAUUCACUGAUUGAGUAGCCAAUCAGAGCACGCGAAAAACACUAUACACUGUUUUAGUAUAUACUAUUUAUUUACCCGUUUAAUUACUACGAAAACAGAUUUUCAUAUUGUCAUUCUCAUUACCCUCAAGUGGAAGCGAGAUUAAAAAAUGACAUUAUUAAUAUCAUAGGUGACGAAUUACUCCCUAAUUUUGGCGCGAAAUUUCAGCGUUAAUUUGUCAUUUCACAAAAUUGCCAUGGCAACCUUCCGUACGUCUCAGUGUCAAGAUGGCGACGAAGUUUUAAAAUGUCAUGAAUGAAAAUGUCAGGGCACAAAAAGACGGUUUAGAAAACCUGAACACACGAAAGAGCACAUCAACAAGGAUUCUAACAGGUAUUUUGUUGAAAAACUCUGAACUUAAGCCAAAUUUAAGCUCUAAACGUUCGAGAGAGUGCAGCAGUUCUCGAUCGAUAAGAUCCAGGAUGAAUAUGUCAAAAAUCCAAGACUGCUAACGUAAUUCGUCACCCAUGAUAUUAAUAGGUAAUCAAAUGGUAUACUCGUGAAAUUAGGGAAUAAUUUCACUUUCGUUUUAGGCGUUCGCCUUAAGGCUCGGGAAAUUAUAAGGAUUUGGACAAAACGCGCGUGAAAUUAUUGCCUAAUUUCACUCGUCACCAUUUGAUUACAUAAACUAAUUCCGAAAGUAACUUGAAUGCAUUAAUUUCUCUUCCUUUUCCCUCCCAGAUGACGUAUGCUGAUAUUACAUUCUUUAAUAUGUGUAACGCGUUUGCCGAGGGCAAGCCAAUUGUACCAAAGCAACUCAGUGAAUAUCCUCUCUUGGUUGAGCAUUACGAACGUGUUCUGAAUGUGCCGCAAAUAAAGGGCUGGAUUGAGAAACGACCGAAAACCGACCAUUAA